AUGUUACAAUACUAUGCCGAUGACAGUGUACAACUUGCACAUAUAUUAAAACAAUCAGCUAAUCUAAAAAAAACUCAACAAGAUUAUGAUGAAAGUUUAGUUAACUAUGAAAAUACUUUGAAUAUUUUUCUUGAACAAUCAUUUGAAUAUGAAUUCUAUCUGACUAUUUGUAAUAUGAUUAACGAAAUGUUAGAAAUUUAUAUUGAACAUAAAAAUUGUGAUUAUUCAUCAAUGAUAAAAUAUGAAUUAAUUAAACAUAAAUUUAUUGACAAGCACUAUAUAUACGUCGAAUUGUUUUAUGAAAAUAUGAGAACUGUUAGUCAAUAUGAUUUAGCACAAAGUUAUAUUGAACUAGCUGAUAAAUAUUUAGCUAUAUGA
This is a messenger RNA of Rotaria sp. Silwood1, 378 nucleotides long. NCBI's taxonomy places the organism in Eukaryota, Metazoa, Rotifera, Eurotatoria, Philodinida, Philodinidae. The record is from the annotation of a GenBank genome assembly.